UUACACAUAAAAUAGUCUGAAAGCAUGAUACAAACACUACUGUAUAUACUGUACAUUAUACAGUACACUGCCAUGUGAGGUUGUAUUCUCAUGGCAUCUCUGCCAAUGACUGGAAAUGAUAGAAACAGUCUGCCAGAUUGUUUCCGGACUGAGUAAAUGCCAAUAAGUGAAUAUGUAAUAGACAGAGAGAGCCCAGUGUAAAUGUCACAUUACAGAUGUACUCUACAGACUGUGUGGACCUGAUGGACAGGACAGGGGAGCUGGUGAACCUGAGUGACAAGGAGCAGAGCAUGGAGCAGGCCAGCAGUCUGAUGAAGGAGAGGCACAGCUAUGUCCUCAUACGCAUCUGCAGAGGUGACGGGACUGAAGGGCAGAAGUAUGUGCCACUCCUAAAUGACCUUGGCAAGAGCCAUCCUGAGUUAGCAGAGGUCCUGAAGAAGCUGUCCAACCCCUGUAAGGAGCGGGACAGAAAGGGUGGUCCCUCAAGGAAAGGCUCUGUCAACCAGACCCGGCGCAAGCCCACUGCUGGAAACAAGAAGAGCCAUCCUGGAAAACUUUGACUUUUAAGAAAGGAGAGGAGGGGGGCCUCCUGAGUG
Molecule: messenger RNA, 596 nt
Organism: Coregonus clupeaformis (lake whitefish)
Lineage: Eukaryota; Metazoa; Chordata; Actinopteri; Salmoniformes; Salmonidae
Exons: 3
Coding region: 216-560 (114 amino acids)
Source: RefSeq, a predicted model, not a curated record